AUUAAUCUUGUAUCUCGAAAUUCACUCUAUAAAGCUGCAUCAUUGGAUAUUCAACUCAUAUUGACAUUCAUAUUUCAUUCUGCCGUCUGCAUUCUGCGUGCGCGCACGACGUACGUGAACCUUGUUUGGUACCUAUAUCUCAGUGAAGUUAUCUGUUUUCACGAUGUGUUACAAGGGGAAAUGUUUACAUUGCAUCGAAGUGGAGACGGGAUCGCUCAUCUGGGCUAUUCUUAAUGUGAUAUGGACAGGAUUGGCGUGUCUGUUAUGUGUUGGAUUCUGUAUAUACAUAAACGUGAAGGUGAAGGACGUACAUCACGAGGAAACAAUGGAUACCGAGUUAGCAGCUGGUGUAUCCAACCUUAUAUUAAUGGUAGCGAUAACAUUUAGUGCUAUUGAGUUCAUCUUCACGAUGUACUUGCUUGUGGGCGUCAUCAAAAAACACGUGGGAUAUGUGAAGGCAUACUUCGUUUAUGGUGUGGUAAAACUUAUUAUUGGUUCCAUCGCCCUAAUUGGUGUCUUCACAAAUACAAGUGAUUAUCCAAAUUUUAUGGGAAUUCUUUGGUUUUAUGCGUUCCACUGUUUGGUACUGCUGAUGGUUCGCAACACGUACUUGAAGUUCGACGAGGGUUCAAUUAUCCACCAAUAUAUGCACAAGCCCCUUGUUUAAGGAUGGUUUCAUAUUUUUUUCACCUUUUUAUAUUUUUAAUUAUUUUUUCAACUUAAUAUAAAUAGGGUAGUACUUUUAAAAUUUUUAAAAUUAUGCCCGUAAGGCCAUUUUUCAACAUCAUUAAUACCAGGCCGGCAACGCACUCGCGAGCCAUCUGGCAUUGAGUGUCCAUGGGCGUUUGGCCGCCCGUUUGCCCCGUUCUAUAAAAAAAGCAUAUAAUUGCUGAGACUCGUUAGAUAUUAAAACGAGCCGUUUUUUUAAUUUUUAAUUUACAAGCCUUUGGAUAUUAUACUAAGACAUCUAGAUUUGUAAUUUUAACAUUGUUUAUGUAUGUGUGCGUAUGUGACGUCAUGUCAUCAACUAUUUGCCAUAUAAAUUGUAUUAAGUUUGGAGUGCGAAUUGUGUGUAUGUUCGUUGUACUGCAUGUUUAUGUUUAUAAUACAGAUUUUCUUAGCUUCAGUUCCAGCUUUAGGUCUUGAAAUUAAUAUUUAAAAAAAAAUACGUAAUAUUUAUACAGUUAACAGUCAAUCUCAAUUAUAAAAUUCCUUGUUCAACGUUAUUAAUACAAAUCUUAAUUGAUAGGAUUUUCGUUCGUUCGUUCUAUGAGCUCUCAGGAUUCAUUUAAUUGAUUAUAUUAGGUUACUAUUAUAAGAAAACAAUGUAUGUUGUAUGGAAUAAAGAGACUCCAUAUAUUAGUACA
Messenger RNA from Pieris napi, 1367 nucleotides. RefSeq lists its product as uncharacterized. The record is from RefSeq and is a predicted model, not a curated record. Bases 164 to 667 code for a protein of 167 amino acids. Lineage: Eukaryota; Metazoa; Arthropoda; Insecta; Lepidoptera; Pieridae. The transcript has 5 exons.